AUGAUGGUGAUCCAUACGGUUCAUCAAGUAAUCGGGCCCUUUGUCGAGAAUUUGGUCCGUAAAGUUGUCAAAGAGGAAAUUCAAUCGAUUGAGAAGAAAUUUUUGUCUUGUAUUAAUGCAAGUAACCAUGCAAGCGAGACGGCUAGGCCAAGGGAAAGAAGUUUACGACUUAAGUUCUUAGACGAGAUAUCGGGUCCCAUUCUAACCGGGAAGGCAAUCCUAGGAAAAACUGGCACUCAUGUUCGAGUAGCCAUUGUGGAUAACACAAACGAGCAGAUUGUAAGUUGUGGGCCCGAAUCAUCGGCAAAGGUGGAGAUAUUAGUUCUUGACGCGAGUGAUGAUGUCAUUAACGAUUAUUCUCCAAGUCAUGAGGACUUUAACAAAAAUAUUAUUAGAGAGGAUGAUAAGAAAAGGCCACACUUUCCGAAAAGUUACUAUAUAUAUCUCGAUAAAGGUUUAGGCAUUUUGCUCAAUGCCAAAUUCGGACACGACUCGAGCUGGAUGAAAAGCUGCAGCUGCAGGCUCGGAGCAAGAGUCGUAGGGAAUCUCAGAGGUGUUGAAGUCAAAGAGGGAUUGACCGAGUCUUUUUCGGUCUUGGAUAGCCGCAGCAAAUUAUAUGGGAAUCACUACCCACCGUCUCUUUCGGAUCACGUGUGGCGAUUGGAGAACAUUAGAAAAGAUGGUCCGCGCUGCAAGCUUUUGAACGAGAAAUUAAAAGUAUUCACCGUGGGAGAUUUUUUGUUUUUGCUGUCUAUUGAUCCUCAGAGGCUCCAGAAAAUAAUCGAUUGUGGUGCAAAAUGGAAUGCCACAGUAGAUCAUGCUCGAACAUGCGUCGUUGAAGAUAAAAAGAUUUACCUAUAUUACCCUUCAUCGGGAAGUAAAAUGGGAGUGGCCUUUGAUGUUGUGGGAGGACUAAAAGGGUUAAUCCACGACUCGAGCUAUGUUCCGGUCGAGAGCUUGUCGGCUGAUGAAAAGGAUCGAGCGCACGAUCUGCUGCUCUCUGCAUUCGAGAAUCGGAAGAACGCCGCCCACUUCACUGACGAAAAUACCCUUCAACGUCAAUUUCCAUCUAAAACGAGCUCGUCUGUCCAAGAGGAACCGAGUGGCUCAUAUCUCAUCAUCUCCGAAAAUAUCGACGGUCAAGAUGCUACGGAGCUUUGGCCAUCAUCAACGGACAUUGUGAAUCCGCACAAUGAGUCAUCAUCAGCUGAACAAAUAUACGACCCUAAUUACUCGUUUCUCCUCAACUAUGAUAUGCCGAGUCCCGGGCAGUAUUCUGAUUUCAACCUCUUUUUACAGCAUUUUGGUGAAGAGCACGAGGCUCGAAUGUCGCAUUGUUAUCCUGAGAGACUAAAUAACACGAGCCUUGAGUUGCAUUGUCAUCGACGGGAGAGUAAUAUUGCGGCUAUUAUUUGUGUGAUUCGUGCGAGUAUGAGAUUCAUGGCUUCGGGAGGCCUUCAUGUCCACAAAAGGCGAAGGGUUUAG
This is a messenger RNA of Striga hermonthica, 1485 nucleotides long. Lineage: Eukaryota; Viridiplantae; Streptophyta; Magnoliopsida; Lamiales; Orobanchaceae. The record is from the annotation of a GenBank genome assembly.